This is a messenger RNA of Haplochromis burtoni (Burton's mouthbrooder), 2767 nucleotides long. It is a transcript of the gene cldn10e, whose product is annotated as claudin 10e. Lineage: Eukaryota; Metazoa; Chordata; Actinopteri; Cichliformes; Cichlidae. The transcript has 5 exons. The record is from RefSeq and is a predicted model, not a curated record. Bases 709 to 1698 code for a protein of 329 amino acids. Gene Ontology annotation, cellular component: plasma membrane; bicellular tight junction. Gene Ontology annotation, biological process: cell adhesion; bicellular tight junction assembly. Gene Ontology annotation, molecular function: structural molecule activity.
UUAGGUCCAGACACGGCUAGUGACGUCAGACUGAACAAUUAGAUUACUGAAAAAAAAUCAAGCUAGACCUUUACAUCCUUAGUCUGGCAACCCUUCCUUAAAUUGUACCUUUUGACCCCAGCAGUUGUGGAAGAUGCAGAAGUAAAGAAAUAUUCUAAAAUCUCUCUUUUAAUUAGGUAACCUUUCCUAUUCAUUAUUUUAAGGUUUUGUGAUGUUUUUAAAUUCUAUGCUUUUUAGCUAUAUUAUGGAAGGAACUUAAAAAGCCUGAUAUAAAAACAAAUCUCAGUAUUAAUUAUGAAUUAGAAAAGAAAACGCCUCAUGCUAUAAAUAGAUCCUUCUUCUUUUAAGCUGUCUGAAAACAGUGGAUAUGAUGUCUCCGGUAAUUUGAGAUACAUGCUAAGGUAAGCAAUCUCAGGCCCAUGAGGACCUGCAUUACUGCUUUAUCCCACACAGACAUGCAAAAAGAAAUAUCUGGAAAACAACACCACACAUCCCCUUUUUUAAACAUGAUAUUCACUUCUCUCUGAGAAGAGCAUUUGUUUGAGUUUGGAGACCGAGGACUGCUUGAAUCACCAACUACCAUCUUAAAAAUUAAAAAAGAAACUCAACAAACUGGUGGUUUGCAGUUUGGUGAAAAAGGAUUCAAGCUUAAAUAAACAAAAGCUUCUGGGUCAGAAAUCUAGAAAGGAAACAACAACAAUCCAUACAAUGAAAAUUCGAGUGGUUCAGAUCUGGGGGUUCCUAAUGACGGUACUGGGUUGGAUCUUUGUGGCCUGCACUAUGGCAAUGGAGGGCUGGAAGAUUGCCUCCGUUGGGGGCAUGGGAGGUUCGGCUGUCAUCAAGGUAGCCUGGCACUGGACUAGUCUGUGGAGAUCUUGUUUUACAGACUCGACUGCUGUCACCAACUGUAAGGAUUUUCCUGUACUCUGGUCUGUGGAAGACUAUGUCCAAAUAGUGAGAGCCCUGUUGAUGUCGGCUCUUUCUGUAGGCAUGCUGGGGUUUGUACUUAGUCUGCUGGGUAUGGAGUGCACCUACAUUGGAGGAAAAGUACAAUCAAAAUACAAGAAGAUCUAUAUUGGUGGAUGUUGCCACAUCAUCAGUGGAGUGCUGUCCACAUCUGGGUAUGGUGUCUAUGCACAGUAUGUCUAUGCAAUACAUAUUGACCCUGGUCCCACUGGACUCCAGUUUAACCUUGGCACCCCAAUAUUUCUUGGCUGGGUGGGUUCAGCCUUUCACAUCACUGGUGGUGCCUUUUAUCUAUGGUCAGUGUGCACACCGCUCUGUGGAGGAGAGAAAAAGGUGGUUGUCAAGGGAUUGCCAGACCCAUUGCAAAACAAGUCCACCACAUCUCUGUCCACAGUGUCGGAGAUCACAUCCAAGACCAAACUGUCCUCUAUUUCUGAGCUAUUAUCAAGGUCGGAGGGCUCAGAUUUAUCUAGCAUUGCCUCAAGAUCCAGACGCACGACCAAGUCAGGGCGUUCCACCCAGUCAGAAAGGUCUGAAAGGUUUGAGCUGAAGACAGAUUUAGGAUCAAGAUCAGGAUCUGGGUCACAGUCUGGCCUCUCUUCAAGGUCUAGCCUAUCAAGUCUGUCAGAAGUGAGGAGUGGCAGGAACAGCCAUAGAAGCAGGGCACAAACCUCCAUGUCAGGCACUUUAGGGAGUGAGAUUGCACCAUAUGUCAAAAACUCUUAUAUUUGAACAAAUAUCAAUUAUUAGGUAUAAAAAAACUUCAGAGCAUGUGAUGACCAAGCAGUCAGAUGCUUCAAGAUUUUAAUAUGUGGUAUAAAUUGCAUUCUUAUCAUUGCUGGUGUAUUGCAUAUAUUUACCAAAUGAAAGGGAUGUGGAGAAGACCGGGUCAGAUCCUGGGGCUACUGCUUAGCAUACUAGGCUGGAUGUUUGUGGGUUGCACACUUGCUAUGGCCCACUGGAAAUAAAUAGAACAAUUAAUGUGAUUUCAUCUAUAGCUAGAGACUUCUGAUGGACAGAAAAUAAAAAGUGCAGACUGUUAGUUAAUAAAUAGUGGAUAUGUGGUGGGAUUAAAUAAGCUGAUGCUUCUUCCUUCUCCUUUUUGAACAUGUAAGUUAUAAUUAUUAUUGCUUUGUUUUCCUUUUGUUUGCUUUGUCUUUUUCCCUCUUUUGUUGUUGUUAUACUAUUUUAACAUGUUCAAAAUAAAGAUUCAGUACAAUACAAUACUUCUAUCUCUGUCAAUUGAGCAUCGCACCUUGUGGAAAAUCUUGAAAACAAAGUGUUUAGUGUUAGAAUAUCCAGACACUGCAACUGCUAUAUAGAAACCCAAGCAAAGAUCACAAGCAACCAGUCCUUGCAGCAUAGCCUUGACACAAUGAACAUAAUACAUUUCUUACCACAUAAUACAAAGCUGCUAUCUUCUGUUUGUUAUAAACACAGUUUAUUCCUUCAAGUCACAAUAGAAAGUUAAAAGGGGUCAAAUGGAUAGAAAUAAUAUGACCAUAAUCAAGCAGGAAAAAAAAAAACAAUCAGUCAGUGCCUCCCACCUGACCCCUCAAAUUAAUCUUCAGUACAAUAACAAUUAAGCUCUGGAAAAUGUUAGCUUCAUGUUAUAAAUAUUUUCUGAGUUGAACAACUCAGAGUACAUAACAGUUGGUAAACAUUUAUAAAAACAAACAAACAAACAAAAAAUAGCCUAUUUGAGUAAUGUUAGAAGUAAAUGAAUCUGUAAAUGAAAAAGUAAGAGUGGGUUUUAUUAAGAAACUAUAUAAAUAUAUGUGUGUGUGUGUGUGUGUGUGUG